Mycotypha africana is the source of this 1845-nucleotide messenger RNA. RefSeq names its product Lycopene beta-cyclase. Gene Ontology annotation, molecular function: intramolecular lyase activity; geranylgeranyl diphosphate synthase activity. NCBI's taxonomy places the organism in Eukaryota, Fungi, Mucoromycota, Mucoromycetes, Mucorales, Mycotyphaceae. Gene Ontology annotation, biological process: biosynthetic process. The record is from RefSeq and is a predicted model, not a curated record. The coding region runs from base 1 to 1845 and encodes 614 amino acids. The transcript has 3 exons.
AUGCUUACAUACAUGGAAGUACACCUUUACUAUACCCUACCAGUUCUGGGGUUAUUACUAUGGCUACUGAAGCCGUUCCAUUCAACCGAAGACAAUCUCAAAUAUAAGUUCCUGACGUUAGUGGCUUUCUCUACUGCUUCUCUUUGGGACAACUACAUUGUCUAUCAUCGUGCGUGGUCGUAUUGCCCAUCAUGCGUCACAGCUGUUAUAGGAUAUGUACCUCUAGAGGAGUACAUGUUUUUUAUCAUCAUGACCUUAAUGACAGUAGCUUUCACCAAUCUCGUUAUGCGAUGGCAUUUGCACAGCUUUUUCAUCAAGCCAGAUACACCUCUUAUUCAAAGUUUAAUGAUUCGUUUAAUUCCAAUUGCUGGUCUGUUGGCUAUUUCCUAUAAAGCUUGGAUUACGGCUGUACCUGGUAAAUCGCUCUUCUAUGGUUCAUGCAUCUUAUGGUAUGCUUGCCCUGUCCUUGCUUUACUUUGGUUUGGUGCUGGUGAAUACAUGUUAAGAAGACCUAUAGCUGUACUUACUUCCAUCAUUGUUCCUACUGUCUUUUUAUGUUGGGUCGAUACUGUUGCUAUUGGGGCUGGAACUUGGGACAUUUCAUUGCGUACAAGUACUGGAAAGAUGGUUCUUCCCCACUUGCCAGUUGAAGAAUUCAUGUUCUUCCUUCUCAUCAAUACUGUUCUUGUUUUUGCUACUUGUGCUAUUGAUCGUACUCAAGCCAUCAUCCACCUUUACAAAGUGGAUCGUUAUCAACAUCAGCAUCGGGAUCAAGUAUCAGAAAAAAGAACUUCCAAAGCCUUUUUCCAACAAAUAUCAGAAAUGACAAAAGCGUUCUGCCUUCUGGACCAAAUGCUCAACAGUGGUGCUACUCAAGACUUAGCCGUCAGUUGGAAUAUUCUUCGUGAUGCCUCUAAAUCCUUCUAUACUGCUUCUGCUGUUUUCCCUUGUCAUAUCCGUCAAGAUCUGGGCAUCCUUUAUGGUUUCUGUCGCGCUACGGAUGACCUAUGCGAUAACGAAGAUGUUCCUGUCGAAGAUCGUGAACAGCAAUUGAAAGUGACUAAACAGUUUGUCAAAGAUCUCUUCAGUCAGAAGACCAACGAUGCAAGCGCUAUUGAUUGGGAAACUUAUUGUGCUCAAUUACCUCCUAGUUGCAUUUCUGCCUUCAAAUCAUUUACGCGUCUUCGUCAUAUGUUGGAAACGGAUGCUAUUGAAGAACUGUUGGAAGGUUAUGAUUGGGAUUUGAGUCGUCGCCCAGUGACAACUGAAGAAGAUUUGCGUCGUUAUUCUGCCUGUGUAGCGAGCACUGUUGGUGAAAUGUGCACGCGUAUUAUUCUUUGGCAUUCUGAUCAAAAAAUAGAUAACAAGGAGUUCAAGUGGACUUUGGAACGUGCUCGUGAUAUGGGCUUGGUGCUUCAAUACACAAAUAUUGCGCGUGAUAUAGUGACAGAUAGUCAAGAAUUAGGCCGCUGUUACCUGCCAACUGACUGGCUAAGCAAGGAUGAAUUGAACCUCAUUCAAGUCGGGAAGGCUCGUAAGUUGAGUGAGAAACGUUUAUUGGAGCUAUGUCAUAAUUUAGUAGACAAAGCAAGCAAAUUGAAAGUACAGGCCAGCAGAGGUAUUGUCAAAUUACCAAAUAAUUGUAAAGGGGGGGUUCGUGCUGCCUGUAAUGUGUAUGCUGCUAUUGGAACUGCUCUCAAAGAACAAAAGUCUCGUUAUCCUACUCGUGCUCAUAUCAAAAAAAUGGACCGCGCAAAGAUUGCUCUUUUAAUAACAAAAUCAAUAACUAACAGCGAUCAUUCCAAAAUGCGACAAGGCAAAAUUCGAAGCUUUAUCGUUGAUUAA